This is a messenger RNA of Gavia stellata (red-throated loon), 6963 nucleotides long. It is a transcript of the gene MTUS1, whose product is annotated as microtubule associated scaffold protein 1. The record is from RefSeq and is a predicted model, not a curated record. The transcript is spliced from 15 exons. Gene Ontology annotation, molecular function: microtubule binding. Gene Ontology annotation, cellular component: cytoplasm; nucleus. Bases 1 to 3930 code for a protein of 1309 amino acids. NCBI's taxonomy places the organism in Eukaryota, Metazoa, Chordata, Aves, Gaviiformes, Gaviidae.
AUGAAUGUUGAAAAGUCAGAUGACAAAGCAAAGAAUGGCUUGAAGUCUUCCUUACUUAUAAGGGAUGAAAAUGGAAAUAACUGCGCAUGUGACAGAGCUACACCUUCCUCAAAGAAUUGUGCCACUGAGAUACACGGUAAUGCAACUGACCAAAACAUAGUGACUGAACAUGAAGAUGAUACCGUUCUUGAAAAUCAGAGUGACUUCAGAUGUAUUCUUUUAAAACAGCAGUGUAUUGAAGAACUUCAUCUGCAGAAGACACCUGGUAAAUACAACUGCACAGGAGCUUUCUUGGGAGAUGCAGUUGCUGCAUGCAAGUCUUCUGUGACUGAACAGACUUGUGUGUAUCCUUUGAACAGUGACUUGAAAGAAACAACAAACUUAGUGAAAGGUAAUGUUGCUACGGCAAAAAUGCAAAAUCAGAGUAUCAAACAACUGGUGCCUUACAGUCAGAUUGACUCUAAGUGUGUAUUACCUCUUCCUGCUUCAGAGCAGAACACACAGUCCCUGGUAAAGGACAGGGCAUGCUGCCACCUGAGCACAUUGGAUGUUACUAAUGUUAUAGGUGAAACUCUGGGAACUGAUCAAAGUGGUGACAUGCAGCUGAGGGAAACGUUAAUCUCUUCUGAAGUAUGCACGAGAGAGAAAUUUGAUAGAACCAGCUCAGAAAGAACACCUAAUUUCUCCUCUGCAAUAGUGGCUUCAGAAUGCCCAGAUGCAUUUUCAGAACUUGAAGUAUAUCGUCCUGCCUCUGCAGGUGUUGAACACUAUCUAAAAAACACUAACGAGACUGAUAAAGAAUCACAGGAAACAGAAGCACAGUCUGUAAAACUAGCUGCUGGAUGUAUAGCUCCUUAUAGGAGAGAUGCAUUAUCACCAUGCAUUCAUAUUAAUGAAGACGACCAAGUGAAAUCCUUGCAGGAUACCCUUGACCAUGAUGAAACUGGGAAUUCCAAUGCUGAAACAUACAUGGAUAGUCCUGUAAGUAAUAUGCACCUUCUUCCAGUAGAUAAAGUGGAUGGAGAACAACUAUCAAAGAAAACCAGUGAACCCUUAACCAAAGAACAAAGUAUCUCUGGAAACACUACUCUUCAGGAUAUGCACACCACCUCUUUCAUAUCUUGCAGUGUACCAAAAUUUAAGAGGACUGUUAUGCCUGAGCUGAAAUGCGAAGCAACUUUUGUGGUCUUCAGUCCUAUGGCUGAUGAAAGUGAUUCUGCUCUACGUACUUCAACCCCUAAAGAACGAUCAAAAAAUACGACUUUUUCUGUUUCAGCUUUGGCAGAACAUGGAGACCAGUCUCCUAAACGAAGACCAAACGAGGCGCUUGUAGGAGGACAGAAUAGAAGGCCUUUGCUUAAAGCUAGUUCAGGUCAAACCGCAGGAAAACCAGUGGGCAGGUCUCCUAUUGUGUCAACAAUAACCAAAGGGAAGAAAUCUGAGAUUGUUAGUUUCCCCAAACCUAAUUUCAAAAAUGUUAAGCCAAAGGUUAUGUCUAGGCCUGUGCUACAGUCAAGAGAGAGUGCGGCAUUAAAACAGUCUGCCCAGUCCCCUCAACUAACAGCUGUCUCCUCAUCUUCACUGGUUGCUUCCCCGAGGCAGUUGUCCCCCUCUGUAAAAGUGCUGAAAAAGAAAAUAGAUCUAGCUAAAGGUACUAAAGUGGAAUUGCCUGUGAAUAAGCCCCAUAAGCUACAUCUUAACAAACACCUCUUCACUAGCCAAGUCGUACAUGCCACAACACAUCCCAGAAAUGCUUCCCACAAGGCUUCAAAGACAGCUGUGUUAAAACAGAAUCCGGAAGACAUUGGCAAAGCAAGCUCUACCCAUUCGGCAUGCUCCACAGUUUCUGCUGCGCUUCCAAUGUGUGUAGAAAACCCGAAAGAGAUGCUGAAUGAUAAGAUGGAAAGUUCAGACUCUUUAAUGCAGCCCUGUGCUCAAGACUUCUCUCCGUCUGGAGGUGAAAAACAGCAAAACGGCAACAUGGGAAUUUUUCUGGAAGCAGCCUUGUUAAAAGAUGUGGCAAAUGAAACAUCUGACCUACACUCUGUUCCUUUGAUGCCUUCUGUGAAAGAUGAGACACCACAAGAGAAGAACAUACCGAAGAAAGUCCCAAUCACACUACGAAGUGUAUCAGCUCCCAAGGUUAAAAUGGUGCCAUCUGUGUUGCCCUUGAAGAGAGGAUGUGAAAAUAAAGCUACCUGCACAAUUAAAGCACCUUCUCACAAAGGAGCGGUUCUGUCAUCAAGCUCUGGUAUAGUAUCUUCGCCAAGAGAGAAGCAUGCCUCCGUAAAAAGUUCUCCAGCCUCAUGGGCUAGUUCUGGUAAACCGCUCACCAAAUCCAAAGUGCCUGUCAAAAGAUCGGUGCUUGAGAGAACGCCUAGCAUCUCAUCAGUCAGCAGCACUCAGAGUGAGCGAAGUCUUUUCAGCAGUAAUUCUGCAAGUGCCACAGUCAUCAUCAAGAAUGGAGAAUGGCCUUCAAAACCAUCCUGUGAGAAUGGUAUUGCGGGAUCUGUCCCUUUGAAAGCGGUACCAAAACCUAGAUUACACUUGUUGAAGACAACUCCAAAAGGAGCUAAAGCCAGGUCUGCUUCACUGAACCAGUGCAUACCAAAAUCAUCUGGGCCACUGCACUCGGCAAGGAAAGUCAGUGAGGCUAGAGGUAAUCUGCUGUUGGGUACUCCUGGAAGAAAUGGACACCAAAGCCUGUCUUAUUUGGGUUCUGUUGACAAGGGCAAGCAGCGGAGUCCCAAGAGCUCGUGUGUACAAACUCAAGCCUCCACAGAUGCGCAUUCGCCUGGCACAAAACCAGCCGAGUUGACACAGUACAAAACAAAAUGUGAGACACAAAGUGGAAUCAUCUUACAGCUGAAGAAAUUCCUGACAAGCAGUAACCAGAAGUUUGAAGCAUUAACAGUUGUGAUCCAGCACCUGCAGUCUGAGCGGGAGGAAGCACUGAAACAGCAUAAAGAGUUGUCUCAAGAACUAGUUAACCUUCGAGGAGAACUAGUAACCACUUCUGCAGCUUGUGAGAAAUUGGAGAGAGACAGGAAUGAACUGCAAGUUGCUUAUGAAGGAUUUCUGCAGAAGUUAAACCAGCAACAUCACAAUGAUUUAGCUGAGCUGGAGGAGAGGCUUAAACAGUUUUACACUGCAGAAUGUGAGAAACUCCAAAGUAUCUGCAUUGAAGAAGCUGAAAAGUACAAAGCGCAACUCCAGGAGCAGGUGGACAACUUAAAUAUCACACAUGAAAACUUUAAGCUGGAACUCGAAAACAGCCACUCAGAAAAAGUAGAGGAGCUGAAAAAAGAGUAUGAAUCCUCUUUUUCAGAGCUCAAGAGCGCCCAUGAAUCUGAAAGGAAGUCACUUGAAGAUUCCUUUAAAGAGAAGCAGGAAUUGCUAGAGAAAAAAAUUGAUGAAUUAAAAUGUGAAAACGACUCUCUGAGUGAGAAGCUGAAAUUAGAAGAGCAAAAACAAAUAGCCAAAGAAAAAGCUAAUCUUAAAAACCCACAGAUUAUGUAUCUGGAACAGGAGCUGGAAAGUUUGAAAGCAGUGCUGGAGAUCAAGAAUGAGAAACUCCAUCAGCAGGAUGUAAAGCUAAUGAAGAUGGAAAAACUGCUGGAGAACAACACAAUCUUAAUGGAUAAAUUAAAGAAGGUUCAGCAAGAAAAUGAAGAAUUAAAAGCUCGGAUGGACAAACACAUGGAGCUUUCAAGGCAACUUUCUACGGAGCAAGCCGUUUUACAGGAGUCACUAGAGAAAGAAUCAAAAGUAAACAAACGCCUGUCAAUGGAGAACGAAGAACUUCUGUGGAAGUUGCACAAUGGCGACCUAUGCAGCCCAAGAAAACUCUCUCCCAGUUCUCCAUCCGUGCCUCUUCAGUCCCCACGAAAUUCUGGUAACUUUUCUAGUCCCACAGUAUCACCAAGAUGACAUCUCUUGAGAGAAGGAGGGGAUUGCAUUUCAUUUGUGAUCUGCAGAACUGAUCCCAACUUUAAUCACAGGAGCAAGAGCUAUAUUAGCUGACUAUGAUGACUAAACACAACUGGAAACUAUUUGGUGCAAAAAUGGCGAAAAGAGACUGAGAAUAUGGGAGUAAGACAUUCAUGUUGCUCCUCCCAAAAAGACUUGUUUAUGACCUCUAUGGACAUUGUUGCACAAAGCACUUACAGAGCAAGGAAAGACUUGUUCAUUGCCUUUUCACCUAACUAUAAGAAAAAGCUCAGGGGCUUAGAUAUAAAGAUCACAACCUUUAUAAUAUGUUCCUUAUCACAGACACUUUUUUAAGGCUGUGUGUAUGCAUGUGUGCGUGCGUGUGCUGUGGAUGGAAUGGAUGAAACACACUGUGCGUGUGUCUAAUGCUGCCUUCUUUGCUGUGUAUGUAAUAAAGGAUAAAAGCUGAAGACUAUACAUUGACAUGUACUUCCUUAAUAAUGUUGUCAGUAUGCAUGCUUUUAGCAUUCCCUCACCCAGGAAUGAGGAGAGACUGCCACUAGUACUAUAGGUUAGUUUCCUUCAUCUUUCUGGUUUCAGUUCAGUAAAAAAAUGGCAUGAAAAGCUUUGUCAACGGACUCAUUAGUGUCUUGGCCGACCUGAGUAUGCAACUUUGAAUUAAUUUUAAAAUCAAACUGAAUUGCGGCCAUAUUUUGCAUGGAUUCUUCGUUUAAUAUCCAUGCACAACUCUGCCAUUUACGAGGAGACAUUUUUUGCAGGAUACAGUGGAUUGUGGCUUUCAAGUCAACAAGGGUCACUGUCAGAACCACGGUAGCCCUCAAGGUCAGAAGUUACUAGUUGAGUUGCAGGUUUAGAAACCUAGACCUAUCAUCUUACCUGCUGAAAAAGAAUCUCGUAUUUCCCCAAAACAGCAUGUCCAUUGCUGAGGCCGUCUGCUGAGGAUAAACUAGAUGUAUAUUUGAAAGCCAAAGAGAAAAAUGCAAUAAUUGUCAUUGGGUGCAUUCUUAACUCAGUUCUCAAGAAGAAUCUUAAGUAAUUUGUGAAUUCCAAUGUAUCUGGUGACACACUUUGCCUUUUUAAGCAUUAGCAUUUGUAUUAACGUUCUUCAGGGUUGGCUAAAUUCACCUGAGGAAGAGGGCGAAGGUGGUAGCUGUGUAUUUAUCUUUCUUGCUAAUUCUGCCAUACCUUCCCUCUUAGACUGCAGGAUAUCAGUGUUUUGCCAGUUCAUUUGGCAAAAGAUCCUGUACAAGAGAUUCUGUAGAGUAAGGGAAAAAAGUUGUCCUGGCUGCUGGAACUGGAGGCUGAGAGUGUCAGCGUUUCUGGAAAUGUCAUAUGCUGAGCUUCAGCUGCAACAAGGUAAUUGCGUAGACUUGCUACACCCUUGCUCCGACCUGUUUAAGAUCUCUACAUUGUACUUGCUAAACACAGGUUCAACUUCAAAUUAGUAUUACAAAACACUAUCUAUGCUUACAAUAGCUUGGGAUUUACAAUACUGCUUCCAGGACCAUUGUUACACUACUGUUUAGCUAAUGCUGUUAGCUGGCUAUACAGGUAAACUGUUAUGGUAAAUUAUAUGUGCAGAGUUUCCCUGUGUUUUCCAGUAGCUUAGGGACAGGAAUCAAGGGGAUGGAAAGUGUUUAGGGAACUCAACUGGAGAAGCACUUCAAACCCUUUUACCUAAGACUUGAAAAAUCUUGGCUAGUAAUGAGGAACACAGACAUAUGAACAAGACUGUUAACAGUGCUUCUACAGUAAGUAAACUUGUAAUAUGCUUAAACUUGUGAUUGACUAUUUCAUAAUUAAAUUUACUUAAUUUUCCAUAAUGUAUGAGUUAAGGGUGCCAUUUCUGUGGAACAUUAUGCUCUCAUUUAAUCCUCUUUAGGGUACCACUUGUUAGUGGUGUCAGUACUUAAAAUGUUUUCUAGCGGUUUCAACUUUAAUGAAAAUCUUUUGUGGGCUAAAGCUUGGCUUAAAGUAUAUCUUGGAACAUUCUUAUUUUCUAUGGUCAAAGAGAUUUGAUCGCUUGUAUUUGAGCUGAAUGCUUAAAAAAUAAAUUUUUUGUACUGAUUGAAGGGUUUUUCUCCUACUUGUAUUAGUCAAGUGAUCUUUAAGGAGGAAUAUUCCUCCAAAUACUGAAAACUCUUAGUACCUACUCAGCAUAGCAGAACAGCAAUAGUGAAGCCUCACUGGACAAAUUAUUAAUGUUCACUAACCCUUAGAAAAUUUUAACUCUACCCUUGCUGCUGCUCCUGUAGGCAGAAGUUACACAGAGCUUGCUUGUGAUUAUUAGUGAUUCACUUUGAGAUGGCUGUUAAAAAAAAAAGUAAUGUAGAUAACAUUACAGAAUUAAGCAAUAGUAAAAUACUUGAGUACAGUUGGCUUAAUAUAGGGACCCAAUGUGCAUAUCCUUGGUAAAGGCAUCCUACAAGGACUCACCUCAUUCAAAUGCUCACUUUAUUCAGGGGUUUUUUUUGUGUGUGUGAGAAAAGCCACAUAGAGUUUAGCAAUCUAACAGUUGGUCAUGUCACAAGAACAGUUGUCUAGCCACUGGUAAGAACUUACUUUAUCUAGUUGCAAUGUUAGGGCCUCAAACAAAACAUGCAAGAGGAGUGCAUACAAAUGUAUGAAGAUCAAAUAUAGUGUACCCCUUCAUGUAACAGAGAACAGGAAAGCUUUUCCAGGCUACCAGUACAGAAAAGUAAGUAUGGUACAGUAAAUAAUACAAAGACUUAAUUUGUCAAUAGUUUCCUUCCACAAUACAGGAGACUCCUCAGCUCUAAACUUCUUGCAAGUAGAAUCUUGAAUGCUGUUAUGAAGUAAUGAAGAAUCCUUGUAUACAGAAAUCAGACUACAGAAAUACCUGCUUAGUCUUUGUCCUGUUGGUCCAAAAUAAUUAAAUAAUUCUGUUUAUCUGUAAGCACUGUGUCAAUAUUUUUCUCUAUUUGAGUAUUAAUAUUUUGAGCUUUAACUUAAAUAUCAUGUGUUAGCAAAUGCUUUGUCCAAUUCAGUAAC